Lactuca virosa is the source of this 1035-nucleotide messenger RNA. The record is from the annotation of a GenBank genome assembly. Lineage: Eukaryota; Viridiplantae; Streptophyta; Magnoliopsida; Asterales; Asteraceae.
AUGUUCCCUAUCCCCUACCUCAUAUCAGGAGGUCGCCAAUUCAUUGCUAGGGCAACAUUACUCGUAUACAUGACUCUACAUCUCAAUUGGUCCUCUUCCCCAAAACAACAAGACAAAAUUCUUCACAACAUCUCUCCUCUCGUAAGUACACUUCCCGAUCGUUUAAUGUUUCCUACCGUCUCCUAUAGUAUCGUUAAUUCUUGUCACAAACGUUGGAAGAUACAUGAUGAAAAACGCAAAGCAUAUGUGCUUAUGACUUGCAACCACAAGUGGAGAUCAUACAAGAAGAGGCUUAAAAAGAAUUUCUUGGUCAAUGAGAAUGUCAGAAAUCCACUUGAAACCUACUCAUAUCUGGAGAAAACUGCAUUGCAAAAAUUUAAAGAAAGGAUAUCAUCAAAGGAAUUCCAGGAUAUAAGUGAGAAAGCAAGGAUGAGUUCAAUGUGUAAUACGAAUCCAGCCCGAGCAGGCCCACAUGGUUAUCGAGGCAACAAAUCUAAGUGGGAACAAGAGAAGGCAUCGGGUGAGCUGCCGUCACAGUUGUAUGAGAUAAAAAGUGAGCGUUCAUUAGAUUAUGUGUUAGGGAGAAGAUCUAAAAAUGAGUCAGGGUCAAAAAUAAUACCACCUAACAUGGAACCCAUAGUAAAAAAGCUUAUAGAUGUCCAAAAAGAAAUAUUCAAAGGUGAUUUGUUGCCGGGUCCCGGAGAGGAUUUGUUGACUAUGGCGAUAGGACCGGAGCACCCUGGUCGCACUAGGGCAGUGGGGCAUGAUAUUGGCUUAAGAAAGGGGAUGCAAGGACUUGACAUAAAAAAGAGGAAAGCCCGUGACAAAGAAGCUGUUAGUAACAUGCAGGUGCAAUUAGACCAAGUUAUGACCGAAUUGGCAGAGUUAAGAACAAAGUUUGCGAUGCAGGAGUCUAGGAACCAAGUCCCGAAUAAUGUAUGCUUCGGUGUUCAAAACAAUAGUUCUGGCUCGACGUCGAGAUUGGAUGCUUUAGAUACGAUAAAGGUAAUUAUUUAUUAUAGCAUCAACCUUUAA